GAUUUAUCUGGCUCUCUCUUCUCCCAUUCUCCUUUGUUUUUUUGUUUUGUGGGUAUAUUUUCUUGUUUAGUCACCUUUCAGAAGUGAUGUCUCUCCGUUUUUAUUCACUAGGGUUUACUUUAUUUAACUGCGUCAUUCCGCACCACUCUCUUGCCCUUCCACACCCUAAAACAUCUCUCUCUUGCCCUUUGCAUGAUCUAUGUAUAGAUGUUUCUUAAUUAGUCUUCCCCUUUCACUCCUUUUUCAAUUUUGGUGUUCUUGUUCAGUCUUCUUUUAACUUUUUGGCUCCUCAUCUUUUAUGUUUGUCUUGUGUUGUGUCCCUCUCAUAUACUAGCUAGUGUUAAUUUCCUCUUCUUCUACUAUCCAUUAUGAGUGAUCCUUAUACCAAUUACUUCCAUGGAUGGUUCAAUAAUCUCAACCCUCUUUACCAUUUCUCCUCUUCUUCUUCUUCUUCAUCCUCCUCAUCUUCUAGUACUCCUCCUUUUUCUUCCUAUAACUAUAUCUUGCCCUCUUCAACAAAUUUCCAAUAUUUUCAAUCUUCACCACCUUCUCCUCCUUUGAAAGAACCUCUUCCUCUCCUUAGUUUGAGCCCAACAAGGCAAAUUAUUCAAGAUUACUCAUCUAAUACUAUGGAAGUUGAUAAUUAUAGUAAGGAAAACAAAGAAGAGAGCUUCAUUUCUAACUUUGGUGAUGAAGAAUUAGAUGAUGAAAGUGUUAGUGUAUCCUUACAAUUAGGGCUUCCUAAUCCAAGCCCUGAUGUUAUUUCAAGGAUUUCUUCCACUACAAACACUGAAGAAAUUACCAACAAAGAAGAAGAAGUUACUGUGGCCAAUAUUGGAUAUUCUAAUUCUACAAGCACACUUCACAAGGGUCAAUAUUGGAUCCCAACACCAGCCCAGAUUUUGAUUGGUCCUACACAAUUUUCAUGUCCUCUUUGCUUCAAGACUUUCAAUAGAUAUAAUAACAUGCAGAUGCACAUGUGGGGGCAUGGAUCUCAAUACAGAAAAGGACCAGAAUCUCUAAGGGGAACACAACCAACAGCAAUGCUAAGGCUUCCUUGCUUUUGUUGUGCACCUGGCUGCAGGAACAAUAUUGAUCAUCCAAGGGCUAAGCCAUUGAAAGAUUUUAGAACCCUUCAGACACAUUACAAAAGAAAGCAUGGAAUCAAGCCAUUCAUGUGUAGGAAAUGUGGCAAAGCAUUUGCUGUAAGAGGUGAUUGGAGAACUCAUGAGAAGAAUUGCGGAAAGCUUUGGUAUUGCACUUGUGGAUCAGAUUUUAAGCAUAAAAGGUCACUUAAAGAUCAUAUUAAGGCAUUUGGGAAUGGACAUGCAGCUUAUGGUAUUGAUUGCUUAGAGGAAGAGGAUGAACCUGCUUCAGAAAUUGAACAAGACAAUGAUCAUGAUCCUUCAAAUUGACAAUAUGGGGUAUGGGGAACUGAUACUAGUUGUGUAAGACUUAUUUUUAUCUCGGAAAAAAAAAAAUGUGGACUCAAAAUGUAAGAUUUGGGUCCACUUUUUCAUGAGACGGAGACAAACCUUACAUAACUAGUGUCAGUUGUAUGAGGCACAUCAUAAAAAAUUCCGGGGUACCGGGGAAGGCUAGUUUUGAGAACUACAUAUUUUCUUUCUCUCUUUGUUUAUGUUGCACUUCUAGCCUUGUAUCAUUUUCCUUAGUUGCAACUUUAAUCUUCCUUGAAAGGAAAUGUUGCACUUAUGAGAAGAGAAGUUAGCGCUCUCUUUAUAUCUACAAGUAUGUUUUAGUAACUUUUUUGUUCCGUUUUAUUUACUACUAUAUGUUAAUUUUCCUCUUUUUGACCAUA
This is a messenger RNA of Lycium barbarum (goji berry), 1819 nucleotides long. Its product is annotated as zinc finger protein WIP2-like. NCBI's taxonomy places the organism in Eukaryota, Viridiplantae, Streptophyta, Magnoliopsida, Solanales, Solanaceae. The transcript is spliced from 2 exons. Gene Ontology annotation, biological process: regulation of gene expression; anatomical structure development. The coding region runs from base 369 to 1415 and encodes 348 amino acids. Gene Ontology annotation, molecular function: DNA-binding transcription factor activity. Gene Ontology annotation, cellular component: nucleus. The record is from RefSeq and is a predicted model, not a curated record.